Messenger RNA from Paramormyrops kingsleyae, 5595 nucleotides. RefSeq names its product C-X-C chemokine receptor type 3-like. The record is from RefSeq and is a predicted model, not a curated record. Gene Ontology annotation, cellular component: external side of plasma membrane; membrane. Gene Ontology annotation, molecular function: C-C chemokine receptor activity; C-X-C chemokine receptor activity; C-C chemokine binding. Lineage: Eukaryota; Metazoa; Chordata; Actinopteri; Osteoglossiformes; Mormyridae. Gene Ontology annotation, biological process: G protein-coupled receptor signaling pathway; positive regulation of cytosolic calcium ion concentration; calcium-mediated signaling.
CAAUUCUGGAUUUCCCAUGCUUGUUUUAUACACCAGAGCUAUAUUUAAGUUUUUUCCCUCACCAUGUAAUAUGUAUAGUAGCCUAUUAUUUCACUUUCUUUAAUAUAGCAAUAUUCCCUAUUAUUAUUAAAAUGUAUAUGUAGACAUAAGUACAAUUUAAAAUCAUCUUAGAUAUUCACUUGCCGUGCGUUCGUUUUAUACAUAAGAAUUGCAUGCAGAUUAUGCCUGACUCUAUACGGGCAUUAUAUAGAAUGGGAUAUAUAUAGGCUACGUUAAAAUGAAAUGUAUACUACUUUAUCAGUAAUUUUUGCGUUCGGAAAAUCCAAAAAUAUUAUUAAAUAUUAAAUAUUACAUAUUUAACGUCUAUCAGUAACAUGAACUAUUCGUUUAAUGCGUCUAAAUAUAACGCAACCCGAGUUUCUCUUUUUAAAUGAGUAGCCUAUAUUUAAUGGAUAGCCUAUUUAAACAUGUACGGGUCUUCUCAGAAAUGUGACGUCAAGGAAAUCAGGGCGAAAAAGACAGAAACAGCGUAAACGUAAAUAAACAGCAAUGCUAAUAAUACAAGGCGACCCACGACAGAUACAAGCUGUACCAAUUCUGCUGUAUUUUUACUCGACGUGAGUUGAAGUGUAGGCACACUCGGUUUACAAUAGCCCUAUGAACAGCAUACAUAUUGUAAAACAAAAGAUACACUGUUAGCAAUUUUAGUUAUGUAAAAUACGUUUUCCCGACUCUAAUGGCAUUGCGUAUUUCAGUUUAACCCAAUGCGGAAAACUGUUUCUAAGUACAGGAUACCUUGUACUGCCAUUUAGAAAGGUGACAGACACAUAAUCCUACGCCACACAUCCUGAAAAACAGGACAUUAAGGAAGCUAAGUUAACAAUUUCAUAUACUGUGCAACAAGCGGAAGACUCUCCUAUCUGGUGGUUCCAAGUUGACAUAUUUGACUACCCCCCUCCCCCAAAUAUAAUAAAUAAGUAUGAACACAGCAUGGUGAUUUAGAAGGGUGCCAGUGAAUUAGAAGGAUGUUCGAAAUUAUGUGUUUUUAAGUACAUUUGUGUUUGAUUUAUGUGCUGCCAUGUGGUUUUGUCUUGAUUUCUGAUUUCAAUAUUAAAUAAUACUGGAACAUUUAAUUGGGUACCUGUCUAAACAGUAUCUCAUGUUUUGCUAGCCCUGUGCUGAUUGGUAGUUACAGCCCCCCCACCCCAGCAGUGGUCUGUAAAAGUUGGUUGUUUCUAGGUGAUAAAUGUUACUGUUCCUGCAGUUUCUUGGCCGGUGCAAUGGUCAGCCACCUGCCUACCUCAUUCCUCUACUCUGUAGGCUGAGACCCAACACCCACCUUCUGUAUGUGCACUGUCAGCCACCUGCUUCUUUUCAUAUUCCAAGCUGCAGGUUUCAUUCUGCUGCAUAAAUGGCAGGAGGGAAGCGAGAGAGCAGGUCAUCCGGUCCCAGGAGCAUUUGUGAUUAGGAGCCUUGCUCAAGGCCCAAUGGUGACAUUACUUAAAUCAGUCACAGGACUUAAACCAGCAACCUUCCAGUGAGCAGCACAGAGCUACACCUUGCCUACACUGUAAAAAAAAUUCCGUUGUUUUUACGGAAAAAAGCUGGCAGCUGUGGUUACCAGAAUUAUUCUGUAAAAAAUACUGUACACGUGUAAACAACUUUACAGAAAAAUCUAUAAAUUGUACUGGAUUUCAAUGUAAAACAACCACCAACUACAUGUGAAGUUUACUUUCAGUGUAGAAUAAACAACGAUUAGAUGUAAAUUAUACCGAAAUAACUGGUACAACAGCAGCAUGGCCCUGCUAAAUUAACAGAAAGAAGUUGAAUCUAUAAAUAACUAUGUAAAAUGUUACAGUUCUAGUAUGUGAAAUUGACAGACUGUUUUAUAAAGCUAUUUUCAUUCUUAACAAAUUUUUUUACAGAAUUACUCUGGUAGCCACAGCUGCCAGCACUUUCUUGCCGAGGUAACACGCUCUUUAUUAGUAGUCCGGAAAAAAAACUACAUCAGGCAGCCAAAGAGCCCCGAACCUAUUGUAUACAGGAAACACGAGGUUGUCAGACGCUCAACUGUAGGACACAUACACGGUGGGAGAUUUACGGACACUAAUUACACACGAGGAUCGGACAGGGUACACAUAAGACACAGGAGAGAAAAUGGCUUAUGAGAAACAAAUAUUCUCUGGAGAAGAAUUAAACGGCUUGUGGGACUAUGAUAACUACAGCGACCAAAUUUUUGACAACACCAGUGACACAUGCUGUUCUGGCCAAGUGUGCGACCCAGAGAAGAUGAUGCGAUUUGAUGCUGUGUUCAUCCCGGUGCUCUACACCCUGACUCUGCUAGUGGGUCUGCUGGGGAAUGGCUUAGUUCUGGCCAUUCUCUGCCAGAUGCGACGCACCUGGAGCAUCACCGAUACCUUCAUCCUGCACUUGUCUGUGGCUGAUCUUCUUCUGCUCAUCACGCUGCCUUUCUGGGCUGCUGAAGCUGUCCAGGGCUGGAAGUUUGGAACUCCUCUCUGCAAACUGAUGGGAGCCAUUUUCAAGAUCAACUUCUUCUGUGGCAUCUUCCUACUCGCUUGCAUCAGUCUGGAUCGUUACCUGUCCAUCGUCCACGCUGUGCAGAUGUAUUCCCGUCGAAAGCCCUGGCAGGUGCAGGCCAGCUGUUUGUUCGUCUGGUUCUUCUGCCUCAUCCUGUCUGUCCCUGACUGGGUCUUCCUAGAGGGGCAGUAUGACAGUAGAUCAGAAAUGUAUAAGUGUGAACACAACUACAGUAAGUAUUCUGCCAAUGUUACUAAUUGGCGCUUGGCUUCCCGCCUGCUCUACCACAUUGUGGGCUUCCUCAUCCCCUCUGUGGUCAUGGUCUUCUGCUACUCCUGUAUCCUGCUACGGCUUCACCGCGGCUCCCAAGGCAUCCAGAAACAGAGAGCCAUACGUGUGAUCCUGGUGCUAGUGGUGGCCUUUUUCAUCUGCUGGACACCUUUCAACAUAACUCUCAUUGUAAAUACCCUACACGCCAACGAUACAAUAAAUAGGACUUGUGAGAGCACCACAGCCUUGGACAUAUCCAUGACAGCCACGACCACACUGGGCUACAUGCACUGCUGCCUGAACCCCAUACUCUAUGCAUUUGUCGGCAUCAAGUUCCGAAAUCAACUCCUGGAGAUGUUGAAGGCCCUGGGCUGCAGGCUGCAUGGGCAAUAUCGCAUGCCCUCACGGAAGAGCUCUGUGUGGUCUGAGUCUGGAGACACAUCCUACACCUCUGGCUUCUGAGGAAUGCCUCUUACAUCACCAGCUCCUUUUUUUCGAUUGGCCACAUGCCUUUUACAUCAGCAGAUAUAUUUUUUUAAUUGGUCAUGACUUUUUAAGGAUGGUGAAAAUAUAUGAUGGUGUGAUGCCAAAAAUUGAUCAGAAAAAGGAACAAAAGUGUAACACGUAAUAAUGAAACUAGCAGAGAGUGGUCAUUUCUUGAAAUAAGAUGAGAGAGGGUGAUGAGGAAAACUGAUGCUUCAUAUGCAUCAUAUGGAACAAAUUUCCUGUUUUGAGCUAUGGUGUCUGCCAUAGAAUGCUAGCUCAUGAAAUGACUAGGCCUAUAUAUCAGAAACCAAAAGUCAAACAAGAAACUUUCAAAAUUUCGAUCAGAGAUGAUAUCUGGAUUUGGUUUCUUGUUAUAUAAUAAUAAUGCUAUUGUUGUUCACUGUGCUAAACAUAUUUUGCUCUGAAAAGGCUCCAUAGUACAGUCAUUAUUAAUCACAAGUGCUUCCAUUACAGAAUAAAUCAGUAAACUAGCAUUAUGUCAUUUUUGGUAAAGUAGUGCUGGUCUGCUAUAAACCUACUUAAUACAUUUAUCUGAUGCUUUUGUCCAAAGCAAUUUACAGUAGAGGAAAAAGCUGUAGUUUAUUUGCAUUCUCAGGGAUUUUAGGUUAUAAGCACAGCUUGCUACUUACUGAGCUACAAAUAUAGCUGAGUUUGAGGUAUUUUCCACAGAUAAUCAUAGGAAUGUGCUUCUCUUUUCUGUUGCUUAUAUGGAUGUGUUUGAACUGAAAAUGUAGAUCCUCUUUUGUUGAACAUCAGUGUGUACAGUAUUGUGUUCUUUUUUGUUGUUAUUCUAGGUACAGGAGAAAAGAUUAAUAGAAAAACAUUUCUGUUUUUAAUAACUUUUAACAAAUUUGAAAGGUUGUCAUAAGUAUGUUUUAUAUGCCAUCCCAAUGUUUUGCUUUAGGGCUUGUGAAUGGUCCAUCACUCCAUCCAUCUCCCAACUUAUUAUCCUGGUCAAGCUAAUUUCAGCAUAAGUAUGGAAGACACAACUGGGAAUUUAGAGACACCACUGGCCUAACUGCCUAACAUUUUCCACCCAGGGGGAAAUCCACACAACACGGGGACAAAUGUGAGUUGUACCCUGUGGUAAAUAUUUCAGUCUUGAAUCUUUCAGAAGUAUCAGUACCCAGCAGUGUCUUCGCGACUUGCUUUUUCCUAUAACUCAGCUCAACAUACUUUAACCGACGUCCUUACAGUAAGUAAGAAAGGUCUUACUAAAAAUGAAAUAGACGAAAGAUCAUUGAGGUGAACGACAAAGGGACAAGGCAGGGCGUGUACGCUGUCAUAAAUCUGGAAGUACCUCCUUCAAACCUUCUCAGUCGCGAGGCAAAUUCAUCAGUGUCCUGCACUUAAAGGAAACGUGUAGAUUUUUUUUGAGGAACAACUGAAUUUCUCAGUUCCCUUCUUUACUUCGUCCACAUGUAACCUGGGAUAAAUUAUGUAAAACCAGAACGACGGGGUGUAUUUUUGCCCAAGCCACUUUAUUUACAACCCCUUACUUUGUAGCUAUCUGGCGUCUGAAAAAACGGCAUAUUUGACUUGUAAUGGACAAAUGGUAGCUAUAGGCUAUAGCAGGGGCGUCAGAAGCAUUUUGAAUGUACGUGGGGCGGACACACUGGCAUAAAAUAUACUACAAAAAAAUAUAAAAGCAACCAAUUUAAAUAAAUAGAAAAACGAACGUAACUGCGGACUCAUCUGCCAACUUAAUUAUCUUUCCUCAGAUCAAGUCAGAGCCUUUUUCGUUUGCAUUGUAUAUUUUAAAAUGAGCUAUUUGUCUCAUAGAAAUCGUUCAGUUCUUACUUGGUGUGAAACUCUCAUCGGAGGUAGGCCUACUUACUGUAACGAAGUUCAAUCUGAUCGGCUGAAAAAGGUAUACGUUUUACUUAUUUAAAAUAUAAGAUCUGAAAAUAAACAUCAUCAAUUGUGUUUCGAUGCAUAUUGUUAUCUACGAGCUAUGUAGCCUUAAAAGUUGAUUACGCGUAAAAUACAGAAACGUUUUAACACAGUUUAUCCUCUUAGGUAUGCACUUUCUAACUUUUUUUAUAAUUUAUAUUCUUGCAAAUAUAUUUUCACAUUUUUACAUUUUGCAGUUUUUUAACAUGGGAGAUUUAAUGUGUUUUGGUGAAAAUACAUUUGCGAUUUAGCCUAUGUUUUAGUUUUAUAUGUUCAGAAAUGUUAUUUUAAACAAUUUUAUUAACAUGCAAGCUAUGGUUCAAUUUAUUUUUUUAUGCAUGUCACACAUAUUUGGCUUUUUCCUUAAUAAAAGUUCAAUCUAAUGUC